Phoenix dactylifera (date palm) is the source of this 1245-nucleotide messenger RNA. Lineage: Eukaryota; Viridiplantae; Streptophyta; Magnoliopsida; Arecales; Arecaceae. The record is from RefSeq and is a predicted model, not a curated record.
AUCAAAAACGGGCUAUAAAUGGAUACCUUGCCUUCGUUCCAUCUCCCGUCACUCGUCCAAGCCAGAAAGACAUAAGAAAACUUCUACUCUUGUUUCUAUAAACAAAACAACCGCUCCCAAUUAAAGCCCCGCCCUUUACUUCCUCCGAAGGACACCUCGAUCGGAACCGUGGACGGGGUCGCGAAGCCCAUGUGCAACGACGUGGGCUCCCUCCCCGCUGCUGCCUGUCACCCCACCAGCCCCGCCGCGGCUCCCAUGUGCGCCGCUGAAGCCACCCUCGGCCGCCGCCUCGUCUAGGUGGGCGUCGCCGCCUCAUCUAGGUGGGCGUCAACGAUGUCUUCUCCAUCCCUCCCUCCUUGAUACCGUUUGGAUCAAUUUGCAAUCCAAUGAAAGUGGGAGAAAAGAUAAGAAAAAUUUCUUUUGUAAGGAGGAAGAUAACUUUCAUUCAAAUACUUGGAUGCUUUCUCAUUACAAUUCAUGAAUAUUUAUAGGCAAGUCAUAGGUAACAUGAAAAGACAAAAGAAAAUGAAAGGUCAAGAGUCACUUUAAUAUGGGUAACUCACAAAAUAAAAUACAUCAAAGCCAAAACUAAAUUCUCUUACGAAAUUUAAAAGGUCAAAAGACACCUGCCUCUUAAAAUAUCUAUAACUUUCCAACCAUAACUUGGAUUUUUAUGUUCUUAGGCUUGUUGGAAAGAAGAGAAAGAUAUCUGAACCUUUUAUGUUAAUAACUUUUGUAAAUUCAACCAUUUAAUACUCUGAAAAUGGCAUGCAAGUUGUAUGACGUCCAUGCACCUGCAUCACUCCUCGACCACCUCCUCGCCGAGCCCGGCCUCAACCUCAUCGGGUGCUGCAAUGAGCUCAACGCUGGCUACGCCGCAGACGUCUACGCUCCCUCCCGCGGCGUCGGCACCUGCGUCGUCACGUUCACCGUCGGCGGUCUCAGCGUCCUCAACGCCAUCGCCGGCGCCUACAGCGAGAACCUCCCCAUUAUUUGCAUCGUCGGCGGCCCUAACUCCGACUACGCACUACAAGAAAAAGGAGCUUUGGCGACACUUUUUGAGGCUUUUACCGACGCUUAUAAGCGUCGGUAAUUUUCUUUCCGACGCUUUUCAAAGCGUCACCAAAGCGUCGGCUAUGUCGGAGUGGAAAAAAAUUGUUGACGCGGUUGAAAAGCGUCGCUAAAGUUAUUUUUAGCGACGCUUUUAAGCGUCGCUAAAGUUAUUUUUACCGACGCUUUUAAGCG